UUUAGUUACAUCAUCUCUUCCCUCACAUACUUCGGCUUGAUAUUCCAACUUCACAAACAUCGGCCAUGGCCAAGAACCACCUCAUCCUCCUCCUUGUCGCUGUUGCUACCUCCUUCGUGGCCUCUUCUGCCGCCCUCACUAGGAGCAACUCCAACGCUGCUCCAACGGUAUAUGAGAUGCUGGAGAAGUACAACUUCCCUCCAGGAAUCCUCCCCGAUAGUGUACAGAACUAUACCAUCAACGAAGGCGGCUCCUUCGAUGUGACCCUCGCAGGCGAGUGCCAGAUCGACGUCCGCGGCUUCACGCUUCGGUACCAAAGCAAAAUACAGGGAAACAUCCAGCCCAUGGUGAUCAACGGGCUGGAAGGGAUUAGCGUCAGCCUUGGAAUCAACCAUGUGGGCAUCAACUCUGUUGAAAGGGACGGCGAUCAGCUCAAGUUUAGCGCAGGCCUGAUAUCCAAGUCGUUCCCGGUUGGCAGCUUCGCCAAGAGCCCACGCUGCAACCCGGGCCCCGGAUCCCCUUAGUAGACGCAGCAGGAAAUUAUUGAUUCGUUGAAUUUUGUAACUCCUAUGAUGUUGUUGUCUGUUGUUGCUUCGACACUAUUCUUAAUAAAAUCUUGAAAUGUUACA
Lolium perenne is the source of this 629-nucleotide messenger RNA. RefSeq lists its product as uncharacterized. NCBI's taxonomy places the organism in Eukaryota, Viridiplantae, Streptophyta, Magnoliopsida, Poales, Poaceae. The record is from RefSeq and is a predicted model, not a curated record.